Molecule: messenger RNA, 378 nt
Organism: Paramecium octaurelia
Lineage: Eukaryota; Ciliophora; Oligohymenophorea; Peniculida; Parameciidae
Source: the annotation of a GenBank genome assembly
AUGGCUUUUAUUGAUAAAGGUAAAUUCGAUCAUAAUAUAUGCUUGCCACUAACCUUUACUGCAACUAUGAAUUAUUACAUAAGUUAAAGUAAUAUUAAGAUGCAAUUUAAUGCUUUGAUUAAGCAUUUCCAGUUUAAUACUAAAAGGAACAUAAUCCUAAAUGAUAUUUAAAUUUAGCUGAUUCACUAAAACUGUCAAAUCUAAUCUUUAAAAUUUUUGAAUUAGGGAACAAAAAUGAAGCAAAAAACUUUUAUAAACUUGCAUUGGAAAAGUGAUCACCUGACAAGAACUAUAUAAAAAAAUACUUAAUAAAUUACGAAGCUUCAUAUUUUGUAUUAUUCAAAUCAACUUAUUCAUAUCGAAAAAGGUUUUUAGUGA